Messenger RNA from Aspergillus caelatus, 1994 nucleotides. Its product is annotated as homoserine kinase. NCBI's taxonomy places the organism in Eukaryota, Fungi, Ascomycota, Eurotiomycetes, Eurotiales, Aspergillaceae. Gene Ontology annotation, molecular function: ATP binding; homoserine kinase activity. The coding region runs from base 353 to 1417 and encodes 354 amino acids. The record is from RefSeq and is a predicted model, not a curated record. The transcript is spliced from 3 exons. Gene Ontology annotation, biological process: L-threonine metabolic process.
GAGUCAUACUCCUCACCGGUGGCAGAUAUCUUUCAAAUUACAUACAUAUCUAAAUACUCAGAAAAGAGCAGUGUUUCAAAUUGUGUUGGUAUUACAGGUUAAAAUCAUCUCUUCACUUUGUUGAAUAAACCAAUUUCCUGUGCAAACCCUUUCGUCCAGCCAAAAGAAAGAAAGAACGAACGAAAGAAAAGAAAAAGACCAGAAACAACUGAGAGGGAGAGUAAGACACACACAUACACACACACACACAGAGAGAGAGAGAGAGAGAGAGAGAGAGAGAGAGAGAGAGAGAGAGAGAGACAGAGAGAGAGAGAGACAGAGAGAGCUCCCUCACACUUCUCUUUUUCCCACAAUGGCUUCUUCCCCAUUCGUUAUCAAAACGCCCUGUUCAUCUGCCAAUAUCGGUCCUGGAUUUGAUGUGAUCGGCCUGGCAUUGUCGCUCCACCUUGAACUCCAUGUCACUAUUGAUUCCGCCAAAGCCUCACAACAUCCUCUGAAUUGCGUCGUCACAUAUGAUGAUCAAAGCAACAGCGCGGAAGAGAUCAGUCUGGAUCCGGAGGUGAACUUGAUCACCCGUGUAGCUCUGUAUGUACUUCGAUGCCAUGAUCAGAGAGCAUUCCCUGCGGAGACCCAUGUCCAUAUUGUAAAUCCUAUUCCUCUGGGUCGGGGUCUCGGUUCGUCUGGUACUGCAGUGGUGGCCGGUGUGAUGUUGGGCAACGAAGUAGGCCGCCUCGGAUUGAGCAAGGAACGGCUACUGGAUUAUUGCUUGAUGAUCGAGCGGCACCCGGACAAUGUCGCUGCUUCUCUCUUUGGGGGUUUCGUCGGAACUUACUUGAAUGAACUCAAGCCUGAAGAUAUAGCUCGCAUAGAGAUUCCACUGAGUGAAGUUUUACCCGCCCCGGCGGGGGGUAUCGAUACUGGCAUACGGCCUCCGGAGCCUCCAAUUGGUAUCGGCCACUAUAGGAAGUUUCAGUGGGCCAAGGAGAUCAAGGCUAUCGCAAUUAUCCCAGAUUUUGUGGUGCCAACCGCCAAUGCACGAGGUGUCCUACCCACUGCAUAUUCAAGAGCCGAUGUUGUCUUCAACCUACAACGUGCUGCCUUGCUCCCUGCAGCAUUGGGCACAUCUCCUCCCGAUCCAGAUAUGAUCUAUCUAGCCAUGCAAGACAAGGUUCAUCAGCCAUAUCGGAAGACCCUUAUCCCAGGUCUAACGGAAAUACUCCAAUCUAUGAACCCGAACACGCAGCCGGGUCUGCUUGGAAUAUGCUUAUCGGGAGCAGGGCCAACAAUCUUAGCUUUGGCUACGGAUAGGUUCACUGAGAUUGCAGACCGUAUUAUUGCUAACUUUGCUUCCAAUAAUAUAACCUGCCAAUGGAAGCUCCUUGAGCCUGCCCAGGACGGGGCUACGGUGCAUUAUUAAUAUCAUUGCAUACCUUUCGUCCUAUGUGCCCCUAGAUAGGGAUAAUCAGGGGCGAGGAAUGAAUAUUCCGUUUAUCAUAACCAUGGCUACGUUCUGAAGGGGAUAUCGUCAGAGUGGUUCUUCCCAUGGCCGAGUUGGUAAGGGACGGGUGAAGUCAGCUUAUUUUUUAACAAAAUUACCGACAGGCAGGGUUCUUAGAGAAGUAUAAAGAGAAGUUGUGGGUGCUCUGGAUUUUUGCCCUUUACUUUACUUUUAUUUUACUAUAUUCCUUCCUUUAUACUUUUAGUAGUUCCUCUCCUUCGUUUUCUGGUUCCUCUCAAGAGCAUACUGCCCCAUUGAAGUGCCCCAAAUUGGUCAUCUUGGCCAAGGCGGUAAAGGCCGACUUGGACGGUUAAUCUCCGCCUCCCCAUUUAGCACUCACAGCUCUUUACCUAGGGAUUCCAACUGUCAUCUUCAGCAUUCAUAGUUAUCAUUUGUUUAAGUGUUUAACCAUACCUUAGUUAUUACUUCUAUCCUUGAUUCGUUUUUUUUUUUUUUUUUUUCGUUUGGUGGGGGAAAAAUACCAAACCAGUUACCA